UAAAGCUUACAUAGAGUUACGUCAGGUCUCAUAACUGAUUCAAACAAUAUUAGAUUUAAUGUGGCGAUAAAUCAUUAUAAACUUGGAACAAUUAGGUCCGAUCAAGAGUAAGUAUUUCUUAUUCAGGACUGAGUAGUUGGGGUAUCACGUGACAUUCUCAUGAGUUGUUGAUGUUCUCUAUUCAGGACUGAGUAGUUGGGGUAUCACGUGACAUUCUCAUGAGUUGUUGAUGUUCUCUAUUCAGGACUGAGUAGUUGAGGUAUCACGUGACAUUCUCAUGAGUUGUUGAUGUUCUCUAUUCAGGACUGAGUAGUUGAGGUAUCACGUGACAUUCUCAUGAGUUGUUGAUGUUCUCUAUUCAGGACUGAGUAGUUGAGGUAUCACGUUACAUUCUCAUGAGUUGUUGAUGUUCUCUAUUCAGGACUGAGUAGUUGAGGUAUCACGUGACAUUCUCAUGAGUUGUUGAUGUUCUCUAUUCAGGACUGAGUAGUUGAGGUAUCACGUGACAUUCUCAUGAGUUGUUGAUGUUCUCUAUUCAGGACUGAGUAGUUGAGGUAUCACGUGACAUUCUCAUGAGUUGUUGAUGUUCUCUAUUCAGGACUGAGUAGUUGAGGUAUCACGUGACAUUCUCAUGAGUUGUUGAUGUUCUCUAUUCAGGACUGAGUAGUUGAGGUAUCACGUGACAUUCUCAUGAGUUGUUGAUGUUCUCUAUUCAGGACUGAGUAGUUGAGGUAUCACGUGACAUUCUCAUGAGUUGUUGAUGUUCUCUAUUCAGGACUGAGUAGUUGAGGUAGCACGUGACAUUCUCAUGAGUUGUUGAUGUUCUCUAUUCAGGACUGAGUAGUUGGGGUAUCACGUGACAUUCUCAUGAGUUGUUGAUGUUCUCUAUUCAGGACUGAGUAGUUGAGGUAGCACGUUACAUUCUCAUGAGUUGUUGAUGUUCUCUAUUCAGGACUGAGUAGUUGAGGUAGCACGUGACAUUCUCAUGAGUUGUUGAUGUUCUCUAUUCAGGACUGAGUAGUUGAGGUAUCACGUGACAUUCUCAUGAGUUGUUGAUGUUCUCCAUUCAGGACUGAGUAGUUGGGGUAUCACGUUACAUUCUCAUGAGUUGUUGAUGUUCUCUAUUCAGGACUGAGUAGUUGAGGUAUCACGUGACAUUCUCAUGAGUUGUUGAUGUUCUCCAUUCAGGACUGAGUAGUUGGGGUAUCACGUUACAUUCUCAUGAGUUGUUGAUGUUCUCUAUUCAGGACUGAGUAGUUGAGGUAGCACGUGACAUUCUCAUGAGUUGUUGAUGUUCUCUAUUCAGGACUGAGUAGUUGAGGUAUCACGUUACAUUCUCAUGAGUUGUUGAUGUUCUCUAUUCAGGACUGAGUAGUUGAGGUAUCACGUUACAUUCUCAUGAGUUGUUGAUGUUCUCUAUUCAGGACUGAGUAGUUGAGGUAGCACGUUACAUUCUCAUGAGUUGUUGAUGUUCUCUAUUCAGGACUGAGUAGUUGGGGAAUCACGUUACAUUCUCAUGAGUUGUUGAUGUUCUCUAUUCAGGACUGAGUAGUUGAGGUAUCACGUGACAUUCUCAUGAGUUGUUGAUGUUCUCUAUUCAGGACUGAGUAGUUGGGGAAUCACGUUACAUUCUCAUGAGUUGUUGAUGUUCUCUAUUCAGGACUGAGUAGUUGGGGUAUCACGUUACAUUCUCAUGAGUUGUUGAUGUUCUCUAUUCAGGACUGAGUAGUUGAGGUAUCACGUGACAUUCUCAUGAGUUGUUGAUGUUCUCUAUUCAGGACUGAGUAGUUGAGGUAUCACGUUACAUUCUCAUGAGUUGUUGAUGUUCUCUAUUCAGGACUGAGUAGUUGAGGUAUCACGUUACAUUCUCAUGAGUUGUUGAUGUUCUCUAUUCAGGACUGAGUAGUUGAGGUAUCACGUUACAUUCUCAUGAGUUGUUGAUGUUCUCUAUUCAGGACUGAGUAGUUGAGGUAUCACGUUACAUUCUCAUGAGUUGUUGAUGUUCUCUAUUCAGGACUGAGUAGUUGAGGUAUCACGUUACAUUCUCAUGAGUUGUUGAUGUUCUCUAUUCAGGACUGAGUAGUUGAGGUAUCACGUUACAUUCUCAUGAGUUGUUGAUGUUCUCUAUUCAGGACUGAGUAGUUGAGGUAUCACGUUACAUUCUCAUGAGUUGUUGAUGUUCUCUAUUCAGGACUGAGUAGUUGAGGUAUCACGUUACAUUCUCAUGAGUUGUUGAUGUUCUCUAUUCAGGACUGAGUAGUUGAGGUAUCACGUUACAUUCUCAUGAGUUGUUGAUGUUCUCUAUUCAGGACUGAGUAGUUGAGGUAUCACGUUACAUUCUCAUGAGUUGUUGAUGUUCUCUAUUCAGGACUGAGUAGUUGAGGUAUCACGUUACAUUCUCAUGAGUUGUUGAUGUUCUCUAUUCAGGACUGAGUAGUUGAGGUAUCACGUUACAUUCUCAUGAGUUGUUGAUGUUCUCUAUUCAGGACUGAGUAGUUGAGGUAUCACGUUACAUUCUCAUGAGUUGUUGAUGUUCUCUAUUCAGGACUGAGUAGUUGAGGUAUCACGUUACAUUCUCAUGAGUUGUUGAUGUUCUCUAUUCAGGACUGAGUAGUUGAGGUAUCACGUUACAUUCUCAUGAGUUGUUGAUGUUCUCUAUUCAGGACUGAGUAGUUGAGGUAUCACGUUACAUUCUCAUGAGUUGUUGAUGUUCUCUAUUCAGGACUGAGUAGUUGAGGUAUCACGUUACAUUCUCAUGAGUUGUUGAUGUUCUCUAUUCAGGACUGAGUAGUUGAGGUAUCACGUUACAUUCUCAUGAGUUGUUGAUGUUCUCUAUUCAGGACUGAGUAGUUGAGGUAUCACGUUACAUUCUCAUGAGUUGUUGAUGUUCUCUAUUCAGGACUGAGUAGUUGAGGUAUCACGUUACAUUCUCAUGAGUUGUUGAUGUUCUCUAUUCAGGACUGAGUAGUUGAGGUAUCACGUUACAUUCUCAUGAGUUGUUGAUGUUCUCUAUUCAGGACUGAGUAGUUGAGGUAUCACGUUACAUUCUCAUGAGUUGUUGAUGUUCUCUAUUCAGGACUGAGUAGUUGAGGUAUCACGUUACAUUCUCAUGAGUUGUUGAUGUUCUCUAUUCAGGACUGAGUAGUUGAGGUAUCACGUUACAUUCUCAUGAGUUGUUGAUGUUCUCUAUUCAGGACUGAGUAGUUGAGGUAUCACGUGACAUUCUCAUGAGUUGUUGAUGUUCUCUAUUCAGGACUGAGUAGUUGAGGUAGCACGUUACAUUCUCAUGAGUUGUUGAUGUUCUCUAUUCAGGACUGAGUAGUUGAGGUAGCACGUUACAUUCUCAUGAGUUGUUGAUCUUCUCUAUUCAGGACUGAGUAGUUGAGGUAGCACGUUACAUUCUCAUGAGUUGUUGAUGUUCUCUAUUCAGGACUGAGUAGUUGAGGUAUCACGUUACAUUCUCAUGAGUUGUUGAUGUUCUCUAUUCAGGACUGAGUAGUUGAGGUAGCACGUUACAUUCUCAUGAGUUGUUGAUGUUCUCUAUUCAGGACUGAGUAGUUGGGGAAUCACGUUACAUUCUCAUGAGUUGUUGAUGUUCUCUAUUCAGGACUGAGUAGUUGAGGUAUCACGUGACAUUCUCAUGAGUUGUUGAUGUUCUCUAUUCAGGACUGAGUAGUUGGGGAAUCACGUUACAUUCUCAUGAGUUGUUGAUGUUCUCUAUUCAGGACUGAGUAGUUGGGGUAUCACGUUACAUUCUCAUGAGUUGUUGAUGUUCUCUAUUCAGGACUGAGUAGUUGAGGUAUCACGUUACAUUCUCAUGAGUUGUUGAUGUUCUCUAUUCAGGACUGAGUAGUUGGGGAAUCACGUUACAUUCUCAUGAGUUGUUGAUGUUCUCUAUUCAGGACUGAGUAGUUGAGGUAUCACGUGACAUUCUCAUGAGUUGUUGAUGUUCUCUAUUCAGGACUGAGUAGUUGAGGUAUCACGUUACAUUCUCAUGAGUUGUUGAUGUUCUCUAUUCAGGACUGAGUAGUUGAGGUAUCACGUUACAUUCUCAUGAGUUGUUGAUGUUCUCUAUUCAGGACUGAGUAGUUGAGGUAUCACGUUACAUUCUCAUGAGUUGUUGAUGUUCUCUAUUCAGGACUGAGUAGUUGAGGUAUCACGUUACAUUCUCAUGAGUUGUUGAUGUUCUCUAUUCAGGACUGAGUAGUUGAGGUAUCACGUUACAUUCUCAUGAGUUGUUGAUGUUCUCUAUUCAGGACUGAGUAGUUGAGGUAUCACGUUACAUUCUCAUGAGUUGUUGAUGUUCUCUAUUCAGGACUGAGUAGUUGAGGUAUCACGUUACAUUCUCAUGAGUUGUUGAUGUUCUCUAUUCAGGACUGAGUAGUUGAGGUAUCACGUUACAUUCUCAUGAGUUGUUGAUGUUCUCUAUUCAGGACUGAGUAGUUGAGGUAUCACGUUACAUUCUCAUGAGUUGUUGAUGUUCUCUAUUCAGGACUGAGUAGUUGAGGUAUCACGUUACAUUCUCAUGAGUUGUUGAUGUUCUCUAUUCAGGACUGAGUAGUUGAGGUAGCACGUGACAUUCUCAUGAGUUGUUGAUGUUCUCUAUUCAGGACUGAGUAGUUGAGGUAGCACGUUACAUUCUCAUGAGUUGUUGAUGUUCUCUAUUCAUAACUGAGUAGUUGAGGUAGCACGUUACAUUCUCAUGAGUUGUUGAUGUUCUCUAUUCAGGACUGAGUAGUUGAGGUAUCACGUUACAUUCUCAUGAGUUGUUGAUGUUCUCUAUUCAGGACUGAGUAGUUGAGGUAGCACGUUACAUUCUCAUGAGUUGUUGAUGUUCUCUAUUCAGGACUGAGUAGUUGAGGUAUCACGUGACAUUCUCAUGAGUUGUUGAUGUUCUCUAAAAUAUCGUUUCAUAUAUUUUAUAAGGCAUUUUAUUUUAUAUACAAAUCUUGAUAUCUUUAAACGAUUCUAAAGAUUCCCGUGCACUUUGUAAACAAACAAAAAAGUUUAAUACGUGCAAAGUGAAAACACCCAACGUAACCAAAAAAAAACUAAAAAUGACAUUUAAAAAAAAAAUAUUUGCCCUCCGUGUCUUGUCAAGAGACGAUGGUUUAAUCUCGUUGGUUAGGCCUAGUAGCUACACUUCAAAGUCUAAGUAGCACGUUGUUGUUUUUUUCUUCUCGGAACCUUUUCUGAAUCCAUGUUUUCCCUCGGCUACUAUGUCGCAUUUUAACUCUACUCAAAUAAUCCAUAAACUUCAUUAUUCGAAGACGCCGUCUAGUGAACCAUUUGUUGAUGCUUUAGCAAAAAGUUAUCACUAAAUGAGUUACUGCUAGGCAAAGAGUCGGACUCUAGGCUAUCAAAAUUAAUGUGAAAUAGAAAGAAAAAUAUUUUUUUUUUUACAAUAUUUGGUGGCUCCGCUGUAAGAAAGCCUCAGCUGAAGAACACGUAGUGGUGCACGCUUCUCCUUCUCUUGGCAGUAGCAUUAAGAAUUUAGUCACGUUGAUAAUUCAUUGCGGGUUUUUUCUUUCAAAUUUAAAAUUAAAAAUCAUUUUUUUUAUGAUCCUAUAUUGAAGCAAUGCCAUGACAAUGAUCUUAUAUUGAAGCAAUGCCAUCUCAAUGAUCUUAUAUUGAAUUAAUGUUAUGGCAAUUUUCUUUUAUUGAAGCAAUGUUAUGUUAGUGAUCUCAUAUUGAAGCAUUGUCAUGCCAAUGAUCAUUUGUUAAAACAAUGUCAUGUCAAUGAUCUGAUAUUGAAACAAUGUCAUGAAAAUUAUCUUUUAUUGAAGCAUUGUUAUGUUAGUGAUCUUAUAUUGAAGCAAUGCCAUGUCAAAGAUCUUAUAUUGAAGCAAUGCCAUAUCAAUGAUCUUACAUUGAAUUAAUGUUAUAGCAAUUUUAUUUUAUUGAAGCAAUGUUAUGUUAGUGAUCUGAUAUUGAAGCAAUGCCAUGCCAAAGAUCUUAUAUUGAAGCAAUGUUAGGGGAAUGUUCUUUUAUUGAAGCAAUGUUAUGUUAGUGAUCUUAUAUUGAAGCAAUGCCAUGUCAAUGAUCAUUUGUUUAAACAAUGUCAUGUCAAUGUUCUUAUAUUGAAGCAAUGCCAUGACAAUGAUCUUUUUGAAGCAAUGUUAUGGCAAUGUUCUUUUAUUGAAGCGAUGUUACAGCAAUGUUCUUUUAUUGAAACAAUGUUAUGUUAGUGAUCUUAUAUUGAAGCAUUGUCAUGCCAAUGAUCAUUUGUUAAAACAAUGUCAUGUCAAUGAUCUUAUAUUGAAACAAUGUCAUGACAAUGAUCUUUUAUUGAAGCAUUGUUAUGUUAGUGAUCUUAUUUUGAAGCACUGUUUUGUUAAUAAUCUUAUAUUGAAGCACUGUUUUGUUAAUAAUCUUAUAUUGAAGCAAUGUAAUGUCAAUGAUCAUUUAUUUAAACAAUUUCAUGUCAAUGAUCUUAUAUUGAAGCAAUGGCAUGUCAAAUAUCCUUUAUUGAAGUAAUGCCAUGUCAAUUAUCUUAUUUUGAAGCAAUGCCAUGCCAAUGAUCUUAUGUUGAAGCAAUGCUAUGUCAACCAAGUCUGUGCACGUUCCUGAAUGUGACAAUCCACUUUGUGAGAAGUUUCUAAGUCACCUUAAUGGGGAAUACCAAGCUCUUGGAUUUAAAACUGUAGCGUACCCUUCUUGUAAGUAUUUCAACAGGAGCAGACCAACCAAACAUUGAACAUCCUUUCAGCAUCGUUUUUUUAUUUUUAAUCAUUUUUUUCCAACAUUUAAAUCGUUGAUAGAAAUUUUGUAAGUAGGUCAAUCGGUUGAAAAAAAAAAUAAUACGGGAAAAAACAAACAAAUCAUACAAUUUCUUAAUUUAAAAAAAAAAUAAUAAUAAGACUCUUGGAAAAUAAGCAAAUCCUUUGGCGUGACUUGUCAGACAUAGAAAAAGGGGGUGGUGUGGGUAGAUUUGAAAUGAGGAAAGAAAAAGAUCUACAUGAAUUAUUUAGGUUGUUUAGCCUGGGAAUGGAGAUGAUAUUUCAGGUGUUUAUUUCUGUGCUAGUGUAACACACUCUCAACGAAACAAAACAAAAUAAAUAAUGGACUUACGUGGGUAUGGCUGCGAUAAAACUUACGAGAUUAAAGCAAAACGCCUUCUUCACCCACUUAACUUACUUAUAAUAAAUAAUAUAUGUAUAGAAUAAACAAUAUUAAUAUUACAAUUAAAUCCAAUAGCAGAUAAAAAGCGAUAUUUGUGAUGCAUAAUCCAAUUUUUAAUGCAUUGUUGUUUUUUUUUAAAUUUCAGUUGGCCCAUUUAGCAAACAUUUCAAUGAAAAUUAUAAUCAAUGUACCUACACUACAAUACACAAGUGCCCCAAACUGUGGAAACUUGUAAGUCCCAAUAAGGGGCCAUCCAUAAAAGACGUCCACCAAUUUUUUUCUAUUUUUUACCCCCCAUCCCCCUUUGUCCACUUUUUUCUUUACCUCCCCCCCCCCCCCAUGUCACUGUUUUUCNAGUUGUGGACGUCCAAAACAUAAAAUUUACCGAACUUAAAUUAACGAACAUUUUGGGAAAAUGUACAACAAUAUAAAGAGUAUAUAUUUACAAAGAUUUUUUUUAGAAAUUCCAAUUAUUUGCAGGCAAAAUUCUAAAUGAAAUAACAACUGUUCAAAAACAUUUUAUUGAAUCACUGCAUUAAAAAAUGUAAUAAACAAAUAAUCCACCAUUCUUCAAUCAACGGAAAAUUCGGACUGCAGCCAUUCAAACAUGUUUCGUAUAAUUACAACAUCUGUUCUUGAGUCUUCAAUUGCUAAUUCAAUUUGAGUGGCAGUCUCUUCGUCUGAUUCGUCUGCCAUAUUAUGUUCACUAGCAGGAAUAUUGCAAUGGACGACCUUAUGUUUUGUCAUUGCCGCCUGUGAUGGGAAAUAUGUACAGCAGAAACAUUAUUCUCUUGGAAAUUCUUCCAGCCACCGAUGGACAAUAGAGAUCAAACGGCAUGCUACUGUAACUGUGAUCGGGGAGUAAAUUUGCAGUAAAUUUAUGAAAAACUGCUGCACUCAAAAAAACACUACAAUGUGGACAUCCACUUUGUCCUAAACCCCCUCCCCCCUUUGUCCACUUUAGUCCACUUUUUGCUGAACCCCCCCCCUCCCCCCUUUUGUGUGGACGUCUUUUAUGGAUGACCCCUAAGUAUUACAAAAGUAGCAUAUUUAUUGUUCUAUAUGCCAUUAGUGCUUAUUUCAUAACUUUAUAUUGACGUAGACUCUUAAACGAAAAGUUAAUAUGAAUUAAAACAUUUCAUCGAAAAGUAAAUAUGAAAUUAAAGCUUUCAUCGAAAGAUUAAUAUGAAUUCAAAGAUUUCAUCGAAAAAUUAAUAUGAAUUCAAAGAUUUUAGCUGCGAGUAUUUUACACAUUGAAAAAAAAAACAUUGCAUCAAAGUCUUUACAGAUUAACGGGCUUAAGAAAGACUUGUCCGGAGCCGUACUAAAGAACUCAGAGAUAUCCGUUGAAAAAUAGAAAUCUUAUCAAUAGAAUUCUGAGGAAAAUCUCACCGUUUGUGAUGUCUUCUUGUAAGUUCAUUAGCGGCCAUCUCUCUUCUCCAACAACAACGAAAACUAACGCGUCACGUCCCAUUACACAAUUACGUCACAACACUCUCACACAAACGAUACAGCUACACAUAAAAUCUUUAACUAAACAUUUUUUCCCUAUCAAACAUUGAAACAAUAAUCUACACAUAACAACGGUGAUUCUCAUACCCUUGACAGCUUCCUCUCGUCUCACACUCAACUCUGACUGUCUCGGUUGUCUCUCUUUCUCUACUGUCCAGUCCCGACUGUCCACGACUCAUGUCCGGCUGAGCUCUACCCAGUCCCGUCUAACGGUCCUCGAAUUUGGUCGUGGGGUCUCUAGCGAUUCCUGCCCUGGGCUCUCCUAUUUCUACAUCUCAGGUACUUAAAUUUUCCCUCGGUCUAAAGGGUCAUCAACUUGCCAGUACUGUCACAGUGAGGGGUCCUCGUUGCCUCGCCCCUGUGCCUUCUGACACCACACGACAGUUGUGGACGGUGCGAGUGUGUACUGUCUAAGUUCCCCCACCCUCGGUCUGCCUGGACAAUACUCUGACCACCGGGCUCUACAUUCCAAUGUCUUGAUUCUACCACUGUUACCGUCAAAGUCGUGCUUCCUUCGUCCGUGUGCAAUCUGAAACGCUGCGACAGUUGGUCAGUCAUCCUCCUGCGGGUCCCCCCCCACCCCUAUACCACCCAGGUCGACUAUCCAGGUCUGGACUCUCCACAAUGCCUGGACUCUCCACAAUGCCUGGACUCUCUACAAUGCCUGGACUCUCCACAAUGCGUGGACUCUCCACAAUGCCUGGACUCUCCACAAUGCGUGGACUCUCCACAAUGCCUGGACUCUCCACAAUGCCUGGACUCUCCACAAUGCGUGGACUCUCCACAAUGCGUGGACUCUCCACAAUGCCUGGACUCUCCACAAUGCCUGGACUCUCCACAAUGCCUGGACUCUCCACAAUGCCUGGAUUCUCCACAAUAUAUUUAUAUGAAAUAUGGUUCUUUAUUGAUCAAAACAGCGUGUCUUCUUUCACCCGUUUUGUCUCUACAACUCCAUUACUACUGCUAAACAAUAAAUAUCCAACAACGACAUCUCCGAUACCCAAAUACGUCACAAACACAUAGUAACAGCUACACAAUUAAUCUCAGCAACAAAACACGCACCCAUAAAAAAGCAUGAUCAAAUGAUCAGCACACAUCUGAAGAUAAUGAGCACACGAUACGCUUCAUGAACCGAUGUUUCCAGCAUCCUUGAGCAGCAUCUGAUUUUUGUCCAUGGGCUAGUUUGCCUCACAGAGAAUCAUAGUCUCAUUUAAACAUAAAAUAGUUGACAUUCUGAAAUUCAUAAUGGCAAAACUUUUAUAUGAAAAAUAUUUCCGUUUUAAAAAAAAAAAUCAUUUUAGUAUUUUGAGUUAGUAAAAGUUGUAAAUUUUUAAAAAAUGUGUUCGUAAAUUUAAUUUGACUGAGUUGACAACUUUAGCAUGCCCUCCCUUGAAACGGUGUCAACUUAUUAUUUGAACACGCCCAUCUUGAAUCUACGGUAACAACUAAAUUUUAUGUAUCACUAUUGCCCUUUUAUAUAUUCCACGGGAAUGCUACCCGGAAGAUUAAUACAUUUUGUUAUGAUAUCCUACCAAGAAGGCCCUAACGACCGUUACAAAAGACUGCACAGUGCGGUGGCAUUCUUCAAACGUAGGUGUGUUUAGUGCCAUUGGUUUUGUAUGGUUGUCUGCAGGGCCGCCAGGAGGAUUAUGACAUGCCUGAACAAGGCUAAAAAUGCCCCCCCCCCCCAAACCGGCGACCUACAAAACAUGGACACACCAAUCAAUGAUGUCAAAAUGUAAUCAUUACAUUCAAACAUAAUUUGCAAAUGUAUUAAAAAGCGGACGGGUGCUUUGGUAUUGUCAAUACCUUGGCUUUGUGAAUACGUUGGUGCUGUUAUUACCUUGGUCUUGUCGUUACCUUGGUCUUGUGAAUAAAUUGGUAUUAUGAAUACCUCGGUCUUGCUGUGGCCAACACAUUUUAAGACAACGGAGGUGGGACAAGGGAGGUAAUAACCCCAGUUGUUGUCCCUGCAGCAUGUAUUUCGGCUUUCAGAAUUUAAUGAGAAAAUGGUUAAUCCUUCUAAACUACACGAUGUUCUGCUCCUUGGCGAAUUGUUGAGUUAAAGGUUUUUUUUUUUAUUCUCAUUUGAUGAAUCUGAAUAAUUUUUAAUGACGUGUUGAAACGUGGAUGUCUUCUCCAAAAUAGUUCAAUGUGACAUUUGAUUUCUACACAAAUACGUCACUAAUGCACUCUUUAAUACUUCGUUUUACAUUUAAAGUUUUAACCCUUAGAUAAAAACCGAUAGUAUCGAUGUCUCUGUAACCCUCAUAUAAAUACCGAUGGUAUCGAUAUCUUUGUAACCCACAGAUAACUACCGAUGGUAUCGAUAUCUUUGUAACACACAGAUAAAUACCGAUGGUAUCGAUAUCUUUGUAACCCACAGAUAAAUACCAAUGGCAUCGAUAUCUUUGUAACCCUCAUAUAAGUACCGAUGGUGUCAAUAUCUUUGUAACCCACAGAUAAAUACCGAUGGUAUCGACAUUUCGUCCUUGAAUAAAUCAGAGAAACUUGCAGUGAUUUCCUUCAGUGCCGAAGUCCAACCUGAUAAUGGCGAUACCAGCUGGUCUGCGGCAUUUGAUGACUACUUUAAAUGCUACAGAAUUCAAGACGCCUCAGAUGAAAACAAAAUAAAUUCAUUCAUUAAAAGAAAAACAUCCAUGGUCCCAGUCAGGAAUGAACCCCAGGCCUCCGCAGACAAGAAGGGACCAGACAUUGCACCAAGGAGUCGUAACGGGGCUACAGACCCGAAAUUUGUAUACUCUGAGAACCUGCACAGUUAUGCAAACAGCAGGUUUGACGAGAAGGACGUUUUGAGCAAGCUGCGUGAUUUGAGACAGGGUGAGGCUGGGAAGGGCGACAACUGGCAGAUGUCACCUUACCCGGAUGAGUUUGGUCGCGCGAGCGGUCAGAGCGUGAUGGCAAGGUCACCCGAUAAUGAGAGUCUCCUAGAACGUAAGUGAACUUUGAACGUUGAGGAUCUAUAAGGGACUGCAGAUGGAUGCAAAAGAACACGAUAUUUGUGGACAAAUAAAAGGGAAAUAAUAAUUUUUGUUAUAUUAUAUAUAUAUAUAUAUUUUUUUUUUUGCAUGAAACAUUACCAGCAGGUCCCUUGCAAAGUCUUAUGCAGGGAUGGGUGAUUGAAAUAAUUAAACAACCAGUUUUCUUUGACCUAAUAAAAGUUUUCUGUUUAUAUAAAUUAUAAAUCAAAAGUUACAUAGUUAUUUGAGGAAAUUAAUAUUUAAAUGAGAACAAUAUAACAGAGGACCACAUAACUUGUUCAUGCUAACUUCUUCAAGAAAUGGGUUUAAUAUAUUAAUUACCAUCAAAUGCUAAAUGAUAUCUGACCCAAAAAAUAAAAGCUGUUAAUAAGAUAUUUCAAUAAUUGAAAAACUGCUAGUUAGCCCUCAUUUCAACAAAACAAAAAAACAAAAAGGUAUCAGUUCAUUCAAAAAAGUUUCGAGCCUCUAGUCAAAUGGCGUAUUGUAGUGACAACGCUGAACAUCACAGUUUUAAGAUUAGUGAUGAAUUACGACAUGAAAAUAAUAGGAAUAGAGUUAAAAUUAUGAAAUAACCAUUUGCAUCUUUAUACAAAUCUUAAGUCAUGUAUCUAUUUUAGCGAGUUCCUAAUUUCUAAAAUAGUUGACGACAUAACCACAUUCACGGAAUUAAAGGAUCUUGUCAACGUAGUGUUGGACGACCCUGUCAGAGCUCUCCCCAGUAAAAAGUUUAUUUUACAAAAGGUGACUAAGUAAAUGAUUACAUUGUUUAAAUAUGUUACGAUCUUAGAAGGAAAUAUUUUUUGUUGCUUACACACUUAGAAGGACAUAGCUAUUGUUGCUUACACAACUAGAAGGACGUGGUUAUUGUUUCUUACAACCUUAUAGUAAUAUUAUUUAAAAAAACACCUAAUAACAAAGUUUUUCUUAUAAAUCUUUCAUAAAAUGUAAUAGCGAGCAAAGGGGGAUGAAAAUCUGACAAGACAAGCAUUCUAGUAGCGUACUUUAUAAGAAUCCCAUUAAAUUAGUGCUCUCCUCUUUUCUCCCAAUUGCACAUAUUUUUAAUGCUCCUGAACCAUAUUAAUAUUUUAAUGAUCCACCACUUUUACACCUCAGAUUUAUUUCAUCAAAAAGCUUUGAAAAAAAAAAGAAGAAAAUAUUGCGCACCAAAAGCACUUGAGAUAUUUUUUUAAAAAUAAUCUCAUUUAUCGCAGUUAUCGAUGAAUAAAAGUCAUUACCAUGGUUUUAGACUUUAACAAUUGCUGGGUUGUUUUUUUUUUUUUUAAAAUCAGUACCAAAGUUGUAUAAAAGUAAAGGAAGAAAAAAGUGCGUGUCCCGAUUUUCUUAUCGUUCUACGUCCACGGGAAUAGAAAAAUGCUGUGCCUAAAAAGCCCCCCUUCCCAGUUCUUUCAUACGUUAGUGAUAUUGACUGAUUUAAAAAUAUAAAAAAACGACAUAAAAAUAUGAUACUUUUUACCAUGUUUUUAGAAACUAAGGAAGUUCGAGGGGACAAAAUUAUAAACUAUGAAAUUUGAUAUUAGCAUGAAAAUCGUCCGUUGUGACAGAUAGUGGUUUAAAAUUUUUUUAACUUUUAGAGAGCGCUACCAACAGUAUUGACAUAGCAAAUUUUUAAUGCAGUUUAAAAAAAAAAAAAUAAUAAUUAAUUUUCUAUAUCAUAACUUUGGGCCCAUUGAGACGAAACUGCUCUGCUAGGGACAGUGACGUUUUAAGGCAAGUAUGGACAAUGGGGACUGGCCCAGAAGCAGAGCCUCAUGUUUCUAGGGGGCCUUGCGCUUCUAGGAGACUCACUCUUUUAGAGGAAUCAUGUUUCACAUAAUGUUUAUUAAUAUUGAAAGAUUUUGGUAGUUUAAUUUGAUUUAAAAGUCAGUGGACAGCAUGUUUCCCAAUUUUAACCCACGAAAUUAUCUUCAAAUUUCACAAUGAUUAUUAUAAAAUGCGAUUCUCAAGUUGGAAACAUUGAUACAUCUUAAAAGGGCAUAAUUCACGUAAACAAGUUUUACUCCUGCCAGAUGUGAAUCGAAAAAAAGUAAGAAUCUGUGUUUACAAUCAUUUUAGACAAAGAAGUUAUUCGUUAGCUCUGGGCGGUAAUAAACCUAGCUACACCACUUCUCAGUAGUGAAAUAUAAUAAUUGAUGGACUGCAUUCAAGUUUUGUAAAUGAAAUAUAAGAACAAGUUAUGUUAAACUUGAAUUAAUAAUUAUGCUCUAAUUAGUCUAAUAGACAGGACAAUAUCAAUAAGUCGUUAAGUAUAAGAUUUGGAAGUUUUGCCUUAGACUUAGACUUAGAGCCUUCUUUUUAAGCAGUCAACCAAACUGGAACUAGAGAGCGCUUACAGUAAUCUAAUCCAAUGGUGGCAAUGUUCGGCAACCUGAUCUUUCUCCUGUAGCUCUUUGAUACGAUCAGUUAUUUUGGCUACUAGAUCAAAAUUUAAUAUUUGGCUCUUUGAUAUGAAAAGUUUCCCAAUCCCUGAUCUAGUCUUUAUGCAUCUUCUACAAAACAAUAUAUAGGGUGGGCGAAUAAACGUGAGAACAUUUCGUAGCGUAAUAUUUUACGAGAUGUUCUCACUUUUUUUGGCCCACCCUGUAUUUUUGUAACUGCAAAUUUUAGAAAAACCUACAUAACUUUAAAAUGCAAAUUAGUAAUUAUUAUACUAUACUUCUAUAGUCUAAUAAUAAUUUUUUUUUUCUAAUGAACAACAAAAUAUUUUUUAAAAAUAAUGUUUACAUUAUUUUAUUGAUGAAUUAGUUAAAAUAAAUGGUAAAAAUUUGAAAAUAAAAUUAUGAAACAAAAUUACUCUUUAGAUACAAGUAUAAGUAUAUGGAAUGGUGGAACUCACACAUAGUCAAAGGCUAAAAGGGAGCCUUUAAAGUAUAUUUCAACUAGCAUCUUCUCUGUUCUAACCGGUUAAGUGUAGAAGGAUGCAAAAGUAAAUUCAUGUAUGUGCCCAAAUGCAUCCCAUCAUUUUGAAUAUAUUAAACAUUUUCUGCGGUGGGGCUUAAUGGGACCGGUCUCCAAAUCUUACCUCCAGCUUCAUUCGGGGCCCUCAAUCUUUUUCCACCCCAGUUAAAGUUACAGUACCGACUUAUUUUAAUGUCUAAAAAGUGCUGGAUGUAAGUAAUUACAAUAAUUUUUAUGGACGGACAAAAUUAUUUGGACUAUAAAGAUUCUAGAAACAAAACUAAGCUGGGGCUUAAAGCACACCCUCAGGUGACUCCACUACCAGAAUGAAUUUAUGUAUGGAAGUGGCGAUGAAAUGAGAGCUGGUCAUGUGCAUUAAAAUUCCCAAUUUCGGUGCUGAUAGAUGCCCUGCCCAUCCUUACAUGAUUUCUUAAAAUACUUGCCCCGCAGAAAAAUUACCUGAAAGAAACUUAUCAAAACGCAUUGGCCAAACUAGGCCAUAAUGCUUUUCAUUUUCAUAACAUUACUUGAUUAGUAUGCUAUAGACAGAGACAUUCACAGGAAGAGGGGUGCCUAGUUAGACGAUUCUGCCGCCCAUGUCUUUGUUAAUUACAUGGGAUUUUAUCGUUUAAUUCACUAUUAAGGGACUAUCGUAAGAAAAUUUUGCAAUACCAUGAUGAUGGUGCCAGGAGUGGUUUGUCCUCUCGCCCCUUCCUUCACAUGGCUCUGAGUAAGGCCUCAGUGCAUUACUGUGCCCAGGGCCUCUGCUGCUGUAAAAACGGCCCUGGCGAGGGACCUCCUUUUCUACCUAGUUCAUCCUAGUUGAUGAACUAGAGGUGAAAUCAUUUUCUUUUAAAUUGUAAAAACAAAAGGAAAAUCAUACAAGUUAGAUGUUACAAAAAACAACUUGUUUCACCUAUUUUCUUGUUUUUCUUUUUCUUUUAGGUGCUACCAGAAUUAAAUAACUCUAACCAGGUGUAUGGUAUUUUAAUUUUUGCUACGUGUGCUGAUCUGGUUACACAGAAGCGUGCCAUCAGCUUAUUGGAGCUACUAUUACUGCGGGGAAGGUUGGCUGCACCACAAGUUCAUAUGAGUCUCCUGGUUUGCAUAAUUUUUUAUUUGUUUGUUUGUUCAAACUGUAAAUGGAACAUGUAAAUUUGUUAAUGUAAGCUACAUGGUUACGUCCUAUUAACUUUGGAUAGCUGCGAAACAGAUAAUUUUUGAGUUGAUUUACUUUAAAAAAUAGAUCUAGUGUAAUUUCGUUCUUUAAAAAAUAUAUAUUUGCAUUUCAGUGAUUUUUUUCAUAUUUGUAUGUUUUAACAAAUAAAUUAUGUCUAAAACAAUAUUGUAUAUGCCUAAGCAUAAUUUACUUAUACUUAAAGAUGAGGCUUUAGUAUAAAACUCUUUUUCAGAAAAAUAUGCAGACCAAACUAUUGGAAAAUAUAUGUGCAAUAAUUUCAAUCAGGUAAUUAGCAAGCAAAUAAUAAUGUAUACCAUACAUUGCAAGUACACAUUUUUAAAAAAAUAUGCUCAAUUUAAAUAAAAGAUGAGGUGGAAGGACAUUUAACAAUUUUUAAGCCCAAAAGUCAAAACUAAUUUUCUAAUCUUCAAUUUUUAAUGAGGUAGACAGCCUGUUUUAAUUAGAUUGACAAAAAUUGUUUAAUCCGGUCAAAAACUUGUUAUAAUUAGGUUGAAAACCUGUUUUAAUUAUGUUGACAACCUGUUUAAGGCAUAUGAAGGCAAUUUUAUUAAUAUUUUUAUUUUGGGGCUAUUCCAUGAAUGACAUGCUAUUUUGACCUAAUUCCCCCCCCCCAUCCCAAAUAUAGAAACCUUUAUAAUAGAUAGUCACAAACUUGUGACCCUCAAACCCUUUAGGUGCAUGACAUCAUUUAUAGAUGACCUCUUCUAAUACAUAACAUCAAUAAUGAAAAUGAGCUGUAAUAUUGAUACUCAUAAAUUUUCUAAAAGUUUCUUUCUCAAUAAACAGUUUUCUUCUUUUAUCAUCCCAAGUCUGUCCCUACAAACUGUAUUUGUCUUACGGAAUAUUUUCAGAAGUCUGUCACCACAAAGUUGGUCAGAGAAUCUUGAAAUUAUUUUGAAAAGAAAGUGUUGCUUGUUCCUGAUGUUGCAAGGAGAGAUGGUCAUGGCCUGCCAAGGGACUGAGGACAUCAGGAGCUGUGAAACAUUUAACAAAGAUAUGAAGUAGGCUUAAUUUAAUAAUUAUUAUAAAUGAAGAAAUUGACAUUCUUUGAUCACCCUGAAAUGAAGCCGCCUAUCAGCCUUAAAAAGCACAUAAAUCAUUCAUAUUUUAUUUAAACUUUGGGGUAAAGAGACGUGAUAACAUUAAAAGGUGUCUGUUUAUUCAAACAGUUUUUGUAAUUUUGUACAAUUUUCUUCAUGGAACUGGUUUUAUUAUAUUUUUUUAAAAAUGUUAUUACAAAACUAUGUUCUACCUUAAUGUCUUUACUAUAUUUAUUACCAAAUUAAUUAAUAUAUUGUCUUUUUUUUUCUUUUUUUCUAGGUUUUGAAAAAAAAAAUAUCUUAAUCAAUUUUCUUUUCUUACAAAAAGGUCAAAGAUUGAAACAGGAAAUAAAAAAUUAAAAUCCUCAGAACAUGUUGACUGUGUAAAGAUUUGUCUAGAAUUACCCCUGGAUCAAGUUCUUAAAGGCACCACCAGCUUUAUGACAAAAAUAGCAACUGAAAAGUUUUUAGUGGCACCUUCUGGGCUGAAAAUAGAAUUCUACCAUGUAUUUCAGUUGUUCAAGAAGGUUGGUUUACUUUUUGAAAUAUGGGAAGAAAUGAAUCCUACUAAUGUGUAUUUCAGUUGUAUAAGAAGAAUGGUUCAAUUUUUUAAAUAUGAGAAAGAAUAGAAUUCCACCAUGUAUUUCAGUUGUUAAAGAAGGUUAAUUAAUUAAUAUUUAUAUGUUUGUUUUCAAAGAUAUUUUCAAGUUUAGAUAGUCAAGUGAUAAAUAUUCUAAAAGUGCAGCGAGAGAUGAAAAGCAAACUUCUUUGGAAACAGUCAUCAAGUACAGCCAUUGAGCUGAUACUGAGAGGAUUUUCACACUUUCUCAACUACAGCUCCAGUAAUUUUACACAUUUUAUCAUAUAUUUUUUUUAUAAAGAUAUGAAAAUUAGUAUAUUUUCUUCAAACACAACAGUUAUUAAUCCAUGCUUAAAUGAUAUGCUAAACACUAGUAAAUGCUAUGCUACUCACUUGGGCUUAGAUGCUUUGUAAAACAAUCACUGCAUAUUCUGAUUUUCAUUAUUAUUUUUUAUCAAAAGGUUAUUUGCUGAUUAUUUGUAAUAUUCAAACAGAAGAGUCAUCGUCUCAGUCCUUGGACACGUUGUGUACAGAGAUCACACAAAUCAUUAUUGCAAAUAAAGAGAAAGACCAAAAAACAUUCAAUGAUGUAAGUUUUAUUUCCUAUUGUUAGAAAAGUAGCUGUCAAAAGAGGAUGGGGGAAAUAAAUUGAUGUGAUUUUUAAAAAAAUAGUUUCUCCUAUACUAGUUCCACUUGGAAGCUGUAGUGACGAUAUUAUUUAUAAUGUGAAAAUAACUUCAAUACAUAUUGCUUGGCUAUCUAUUAAAUAAACCCUAUUAAAAUAUCUAUCUUAAUGUCACCCAUCUUAAAAUAAUUAGAGACUCAAAAAUGUCACCCCCUUUUUUUUUUCAGGUGAUACCAAUGCUUCGGGCUCUUAUGUUCAGGCCAACACCAGCCAUCCGUCAGUGUGCAAUAGACCUUUUCAAAGGUCUAGAUUCCAAUCCUGAAUCAUUCAGAAUUCAUCUGUUAGAUGCCAUAACACAUUUGCUAUCUCCUGUUUUGGUCCCAGAUAUAAAUGAUAAAAGGACAUUGGUAAGAGCAAGAAGACAAAUAGUUAUUUUUAAAAACCCAACCAUUUAAAGAGUGGCAUUCAGCUCUAUUUAUUUUUAUACUAUGUUAUAUUUCCAUUUCUAUUGUUGGCUGAAAAAACGUUCUUGUUUUUUGUCCUGUUAUCUUAUUUCAAGCUUCCACAUACCUCGUUUUGCUAUUUCAUUCAUUCAGCUCUAGCAGCAUGUUAAUGUUACCUCACCUCAUGUCUGUCUCAUUGAGAAGGAUUUUUUUGUACAUUUGUUUAUUUCAGCCACAUGAAAAAAGUCGCAACGGAUGGUUCAAGGUGUCUGGUAACUUCAGUGGCUACCAGACUGUUAUUUCAUUUCAUGUACCACAUGAGAAAGACCACAGGGAAAUAAAUAAAUCAGAUCUUAACGAUUCACCACAGUUCCAACAGAUAAGUGUGCUAAGGGAGCUAAUGCAUGACAACAUUGCCACACUUUUUGCAUACAACAUUUAUCACAUCCCUCAGUACUAUAUUAUGGAAGAGGGCAGAAGCCUUCAGGUAAGUUAUAUUUCUAUGCAUACACUGCGCAAUGAUAUUAUACUUUUUUUUUUUAAGUAUCUUUUUGUAUGACAUUUUAGUCUCGUAAAAAUGGAGUUAUAAUUAAAAAUAAGAAGCUGUAUUGCUUUUCAGGCUUACAAUUUCAAACCUUCGCCACCUGAUAUAAGUUAAUAAAAGUCUUCCUAUACAGAAUCUCUUCAAUUUUUUCAAAAUCAAUUCCCAGUGCAGUUAUGAUAGUAAAUUUCUUUUAAUAAUUUGAUCUCUUGUACCGGUAUAGACAUACAUGACUAAUUUGUUUUAAUAGUUAUUUCUUUCUUAAGAUUUAUUUUAUAAUAUAAACUUUUUAUUUUAACCAUAUUAGAGAUUGAAUGAUUUUCUAAACAUUAGUUUAGAACAUGAAUUAUUAACUGUGUUCCAGGAACAGCUAGUAAACAGAAGUAACAAUAAAACAUAUUUCUCAGAGGCUACUCUUUACAGUUGUCUGAAUCAAGCUGCAGCUGCUGUUGAAUACUGCCACAGUAAAAAUAUUGUUCAUUGCAACAUAACUACGGCAAGCUUUUUAAUUAUCGAUUCACAGAAGUUAAAGCUGAGUGGCUUCCACUUAUCCUUUGCUCUUAAAUCCAAUGAAGAAGAAAAGAUUUAUGGUAAGUCUCUCUCUUUCCAUCUGUCUGUGUGUGUAUCUUUCGCUCUUUUGCUUUCUUUCUUUCUCUCUCUCUCUAUCUCUCUCUCUCUCCCCCCUCUCUCUCUCUCUCUCUCUCUCUGGCUCUACUGUAAAUCAUUAAACAUUUCACAAAUAACCAACAUGAUAUAUAAUUAUUUCACUUUUGGGAAUAUAACAAAUUCAGACUUUAUUUCCAAGCAAAUUAAACCCAAAAUACACAAAUCAAAAUUAAAUAUACACUUUGUUCUACAGAUUCAGAAGAUAGUAACAUAUUUAGAGAGAUCCCAACUCUUUGGAGUGCUCCAGAAUCUUUAAGAAGGUGCAGAUUUUCACGACAAACAGACAUAUGGAUGUUUGGUCACAUGUGC
Lymnaea stagnalis (great pond snail) is the source of this 19957-nucleotide messenger RNA. Lineage: Eukaryota; Metazoa; Mollusca; Gastropoda; Lymnaeidae. The record is from the annotation of a GenBank genome assembly.